Ogataea philodendri is the source of this 468-nucleotide messenger RNA. RefSeq lists its product as uncharacterized. Lineage: Eukaryota; Fungi; Ascomycota; Pichiomycetes; Pichiales; Pichiaceae. The coding region runs from base 1 to 468 and encodes 155 amino acids. The record is from RefSeq and is a predicted model, not a curated record. The transcript has 2 exons.
AUGUCCUCUUUACUGCCGGCCUCGAACUGCGCGCAGUCCAAGGAGCACGUGCUGGCGUGGAUUCUCGUCGACACGCCGUCGCCGCCGUGCUCUGGUUUCAAAAACUCUCUAGUGUUGGUGUAUCCAAGCAAAGUCAUUCCCAAAGCGAUCUUGACGGCAGCAUGGGUCACCAGAAUGAUGGAGCUGGCCUUCGGGAACUGCGACUCCACCUUGGGGAUAAACUUGGUCCAGAACUCACGACAUCUCUGCAUCAACUCGUCCUCCUCCUCGCCCUUGUCGGACGGAACAACCGUGUCGGGCGGCCAUUUGUCGGACAGAUCUUGGAAAUACUGCGACAGAACAGCUAUAUUUGCUGGUUCCGGGAUGGUGGGUCUAUUUGGUCUAUACCACUCGCCAAUACCUCUAUCGAGGAAGAUGCUGAGUCCUAGCUCCUUGGCUGUGGGCUGGAUGGUCUCGACACAUCUAUAA